Messenger RNA from Gaeumannomyces tritici R3-111a-1, 1182 nucleotides. RefSeq lists its product as hypothetical. The record is from RefSeq and is a predicted model, not a curated record. NCBI's taxonomy places the organism in Eukaryota, Fungi, Ascomycota, Sordariomycetes, Magnaporthales, Magnaporthaceae. Gene Ontology annotation, biological process: 7-methylguanosine cap hypermethylation; 7-methylguanosine RNA capping. Gene Ontology annotation, cellular component: nucleus. Gene Ontology annotation, molecular function: RNA cap trimethylguanosine synthase activity. The coding region runs from base 302 to 1036 and encodes 244 amino acids. The transcript has 2 exons.
UGAGCAGCGUUUGUAUCAAGCUCAACAUCCAUCAUCUGUUUAACCUGACUUGAACACAACCGCAAAUAUGCAAGAAGCCCCAAGACUGGCUCUGACGGAGCGCUGCCUGCAUUACAAUGAGCUCAGUGAGGUUCCUGAGGAGAUAAAAAAAUACUGGCAGCAACGCUACUCGAUAUUCGAGUGGUACGACUAUGACAUCCGCCUCACCCACGACGCCUGGUUCGGCGUGACGCCAGAACCCAUCGCCAAGUAAGUUUCACAACUUGGGUAUUCCCCCUUUUUAUUUUAUUUUUUCCCCUCCAUGCCAACCAACCAACCGACUUCAAGCAAGAUAGCAGACCACCUCUCCUCCUGGGCCAGCGAGGACAAGGACACGGUGGUGGACAUCUUCGGCGGCGUCGGCGGCAACGCCAUCGCCUUUGCCCUCUCGGGGCGCUGGGCCCGCGUCAUCGCCGUCGAGAGGGACGCCGACACGCUGGCGUGCGCCCAGCACAACGCUGACGUCUACGGCGUCGCGGACUGGAUCACGUGGGUCCACGCCGACUGCUUCGACUUUCUCGCCCAGCAAAAGCAGCAGCAGCAGCAGCAGCAGCAGCAGCAGCAGCAGCAGCAGCAGCAAGAGCAGGGCCAGGACGGCGAGGGCAACGGCAACGGCGCCGCGACCAGGGCGUCCUCCUCGGCUACCUCCACCUUUUUGCCCGAGAGCCUGGCGCUUCAGCCGGACAAGACCGUCAUCUUCGCCUCCCCGCCCUGGGGCGGCGUCAACUACGGCGAGCAGGACGUCUUUGACCUCUCCACAAUGCAGCCCUACAACCUGGCCACGCUGCACGCCGCGUGCUGGCAGUAUGACCACGUCCUUUACCUGCCCAGGACGAGCGACAUUAGGCAGAUCGCCAAGCUUGUUCCCGAUGGUUGGGACAAGAUUGACGUCACUCAGUAUUGUAUCCAUGGCGCGAGCAAGGCCAUGGUCGCCUAUCUCCCUGCCAAGCUACCCAAGCGGAAACCGCGAGGUGGACAUCAGGUUGCGUCGGCAUGAGUACCUAGUCGUAAUUUGCGCCUCGGUCGCUCAGGCUUCUUGUUUUCGCACGGCUCAGUAGCCCAUAAUCAGUUUGAUAUCCCUCUUACAGCUAUUUCAUCUCUGCCUACAGCGCCUUGACUAUGCUCCUCUCGUCAAAUAUGUCC